Messenger RNA from Cladophialophora carrionii CBS 160.54, 3519 nucleotides. RefSeq lists its product as uncharacterized. The transcript is spliced from 3 exons. Lineage: Eukaryota; Fungi; Ascomycota; Eurotiomycetes; Chaetothyriales; Herpotrichiellaceae. Gene Ontology annotation, biological process: arachidonate metabolic process. Gene Ontology annotation, cellular component: membrane. The record is from RefSeq and is a predicted model, not a curated record. Bases 1 to 3519 code for a protein of 1172 amino acids.
AUGUCUACGCAGCACUUUUUUGUCCAAGACGUAAUGCGAUCAGAGGACGAACCAAGACGACUGCAGAAGCUACACGAAGAGAACGCCAGGACGCGAUGGUUUAAUAUCCGCCACCACAAUUCCCAGCCUUACCUCCAUGUCUAUGACCGAUUCGGGCCGUUAUGUGAUCUUCCUGCUGGUGACGGCGCCGAUGCGUCGAGCACCUUCCCGACAAUCGUAUCCUUCAUUGGAAAAUCAGGCGUAGGGAAGAGCACGCUGGUAAGAGCGAUGCUGCUGUUGGGAAGUAUCGAUGCGCAGCAGGUAGACACCGAGGACGUCUCUGUGCUGGCGUCAAAUCAGAGCCGCAUGGCGGCCUUCAAGAACAUCAGCUCUGCCCAAGGACCGUUGCCUGUUACAAGAUCGGGACAUGUCGAUCAUCUCGCAGACCCGACCACGUUUGGCGUCCAUCUUUAUAAGGACGAGAAAGGCCUGUGUGGGCCUCCGUCCAGCCCAGCCGGCUAUACUCUGUUCGCAGAUUGUGAAGGAUUCUUUACUGGCGCUGCCCAGACGAAUGCCGAGCGCCUGACCAGUGGCCGAGGCAUUACGCCUGCCGAAGACGAUGCUAUGGAGGCCAAUCUCCUGUACAAAGCACCGGUAACAGCAAAUAUGUCCACUCAGGACGGACAGGGACGAGCAGAGUCAUACUAUGCCCGAUUUCUCUACUCCAUCAGUGAUGUCGUCGUCUUUGUCACCAACGAGGACCAGAACAUCACGAGCCUCCUUAUGAGCGCGCUCGAGUGGGCGGCAACAGCAGUACUACAUUCUGUCAACUAUCCUUCGCGGAAGACUCUUAUCAUCGUCCGGAACGGAGCCAUUGGGCAGCGUCAGCAGAUCAUUGAUACUGAGUCACUGGAAAGACUCUAUCUGGACCGGCAGACAGUGAAUCUGUGGAAAAGAUCCGGCAUACUGGAGCCCUUCGUCAACGACUACAACAGCCGGCAGGACAAGUAUAGCAAGCAUGUCUAUGACAACCGAGAUCUGUACGAUGUCUUGUUCGACCGAACCCUUUGCUUUUGCAUCCCACGCGUCGAUGACGUCGAAGAAUACCGCGACGAGACGGUGUUCACUCAGUAUCUGGGCUUGCGAACGCUGAUUGACGAGGCGUCUCGACGAGCGGUAAGCAUGCGGUCGCAGGUGUGGAUGAGAUAUGAUGUCGCUUCCUUCUCCCAGAUGCUCUUUGCGGCCUUUGAGCAUUUCCGAACCAGCGACAAACCAUUCAACUUCAACCAAGUGGUCAGGAUAAACAGGCCCCAUCCCCGUUCAUUUCUCAACCACAUUGCCAACUUUCUCCGACUCGCCUUGAAUACAACAUAUUUUCGGGAAAUUAGAGCCAUGAUACCCGACAUCAUAGCCCUGAAUCUUGUGGUGUGGGCUAUGAGAACCCUCCACCAAGCAGAGGACGAGAACGACGUUUCAUUGGCGGAGCAAUGUCAUUCUGCGAUCAAGGAAUUCGAAGCGAAAUACCAGCAGUGUGGCUAUAAGUUUGCGAACAGUGACCAUUGCAUCAACGGUCCUGUGAUAGCUCAUCAACAACUGCAUCUCUCGCCUAACAACAAGCAAGCCUACGGACCGUUCGUCCUCAGACAAGUAUUAGACCCGAAUUUGGUGGGUGUGAUCCGUGGCAAGUUCCUGGAGCAUUACAAUACUGUGGUGAUCGAAGACCGGACUGGACGACGUUCGAUGGGGAAGCCUCUCCCAGAUAAAAUCAAACGCGUUCGGGAAGCAGUCAUGCAGAAGUACUGGUCACACUGGCUCGACAUGACAAGCAACACGACUUGUCUGGCGUGCUUGCAAGCAGUGCCAGAGAAUGUCCUGCAUUGCGGGCAUGGCUACUGUGUCCGAUGCGUGCGCGAGUUGGGAAAACCAUCCGAGUCCUUCGAAUCUGCUUGGACAUUCGAGGUUUGCUCUCUUUGUGGCAGACGCACGGGAGACAACUACUCGCACUUGAUCAGAGGAACGCCAUGCUGCUCUGGUGUUCGAAUCCUGACUCUCGACGGCGGCGGAAUCCGCGGCAUCAUUGAGCUUGCUCUUAUUCAGGAGAUCGAGAACAAGCUAGGCCUUGGAAUCCCCUUUCGCGACUAUUUCGACCUCGUGGUGGGCACAAGUACUGGAGGGAUAGUCGGCCUAGCUAUCUCCAUGGGAGACAAAGAUGCCAACACGCAGACCAGUCUGCUCACCAAGGCUUUCAAGUCUUUUGCUUCCACCACAUUUCUCCAUCCCCGUGCUGGAAGACUUUUGGACCGACUGGGCCUCGGCCACUUUGUGACCAGUGUGGUCAUGUCGGUCGGCCUAUAUCAAGCGCUGUUUGAUUCGAAUCCCUUGCAAGCAGGGCUCGAGCGGUUUUUUGGCGCCCACACCAGCUUAUUCAGUUCCGCGCGCACUCGGCAUCAUCAAUGCUCGACGAGAGUUGCGGUGGUGACGACGAAAGAAUUCGGCAAAAGAGCCCAUCUCAUCACCAGUUACAACAGGGCUACGCUAGGAUCGAGUAAUGACUUUGACCGUGAAGACGAUGAAGGUAGGGGCAUGAAGAUCUGGGAGGCUGGCCUCGCAACGUCAGCCGCUCCAUUCUACCUGCCCCCAUUUAAAAAGACGGAGACCGGCAGCGUGUACUUUGACGGGGCUCUGCAUAUGAACUGUCCAGCUCCGGGCGCUGUUGAGGAAGUCAAGAAGAUCUGGCCAGAGAACACACCGUCGCUCGACGUCCUGGUCUCGCUGGGAACGGGGAUCCAGGAGUCCGAAGUCAAAAUCCCGAAGGCGAUUCGCAUCGGAGGUUUCGCCGAGAUUUGCAAGACUUUCCACCGACAGCUAGACUCUGAGAAUCAAUGGGAGAAUUUCCGGUCGAGCGGCGCCACCGAUGGUAUACGGGAUCGCCUGCACCGACUCAAUCCUCCAAUCGACGAGGACCUUCAGAAGGUCACUCUCUAUCAAUGGCAGAAGAUGAAUCAGCUGGAGGCCAUGGUGCAGCGUCAGAUGAAGGAGCCAGCAUGGAGAGCUCGACUCGGCCACGUUACAUCCGCUCUGCUGGCGAGUCUGUUCUACUUCGAGCCGGACGCAGAAGCACCUUUGAGCCCCACGACUCCUACGCCCACACCAACGAGCACCCAGCACGGAAUUGAGGCCACGGAGAUCCAAGGCACGAUCCGGACACGCCUUCGCCACGACAGCGGCGAGUUGAGUCGUCUUCUCCAUCGAGUGACGGGGCUGUUCUGGACGAAGCUCUCCGCCUCCUCGAGAGGCAUCUCGAUUUCGCCAUCCGUGCAGCACGAGCCUUGGACUGAGAUCUUGGCGUUCACGACCACCAAAGAGCAAGUUCUACAAUUCGGCUGCCCGUUUCGCGUCCCCGUCCACUUCACCGAGCCUUCAGGGACCAAAUCCCUGCUUGUAGCUGUGCGGUUCAGGGACUCGGCGGCGCCGGUGCCGAUCAGCGGGUUUCCCGCCUCGCUGCAGAGCUUGUAUGCAAAGGCCAGGGCAUGGGAUUGA